AUGACCCGGAAAAUGUGGGGCUUAAUUCCUGUGUUGGACUGCUCACAGCUGCUGAAGCUCUGUCCUUCGCAGUGCAAACCUUCCGUCUGCCCCAUCACGACCCCCGCGGCCCGGGCGGACCCUCCUCAGAGCACCAUGUCAGACCAGGCUUUUGUGACGCUGGCCACAAAUGACAACUACGCCAAGGGAGCGAUGGUUCUCGGCCAAUCGUUACGAAACCACAACACAACCAGGAAGCUGGUUGCGCUCAUAGGGCCUCAUGUUACAGAACUGUGCAGAGAUGCACUGCGCUCCAUUUUUGACGAAGUGUGUGUGGUGGACGUUAUGGACUCGGGCGAUGCAGCUCAUCUAUCCCUCAUGAAGCGUCCGGACCUGGGAGUGACGUUCACCAAACUGCACUGCUGGACUCUCACACACUACAGCAAGUGUGUGUUCAUGGACGCAGACACUUUGGUGCUGUCAAAUAUAGAUGAACUCUUUGAAAGAGAGGAACUGUCUGCAGCGCCAGAUCCUGGUUGGCCGGACUGCUUCAACUCCGGGGUGUUUGUCUUCACACCGUCCAAUGAAACGCACGAGAAGCUGCUCGCCUUCUGCAGCGAAAACGGCAGCUUCGACGGUGGAGAUCAGGGUGUUCUCAACAGCUUCUUCAACACCUGGGCGACAGCAGAUAUUUCCAAACACCUUCCCUUCAUCUACAACCUCAGCAGUAUAGCCAUCUACUCCUACCUGCCAGCUUUUAAACAUUACGGCCAUGAUGCCAAGGUGGUGCACUUCCUGGGCAAGGUGAAGCCAUGGAACCACUCCUACGACGCUCAGAAGGGCGAGGUCAAAGGUCAUUCCCUGUCCCCUGACCUGUGCCAGCUGCACCCCGACUACCUGCUCAUGUGGUGGCAGCUGUACGCCAAAUCCGUGCUGCCUGUACUGCAGCAGGUCUACGGGGACACUCCGUUCAGCAGCGGCUUCGUAGAGGCGAACGAGGAUUGUAAGCCUCAGGAGGAUGUGAGAGAGCAGCCGGCUCCUUGUGCUCCUCCUCCCCAGAAGGUGUCAUCAGAGGAGCGGAAGCAGCGCUGGGAAGCGGGCCAGAUCGACUACAUGGGUGACGACUCCUUCGCCAACAUCGAGCGAAAGCUUGACUCCUUCUUAAAGUAGCGGGCAGGCGGGGGGGAGUGACAGACGGAGGGAGCACCAGCUGAAGCUCUGUGUGGGUGAGGACCGAAGCACUGCUCAGCCAAUUGCAGGGGCUUGAUUAGCAGGUGACUGGAUGACUGCCUCUGUGUAACGUUCAGCCUCACUCUCUGCAUCCUGUCAGUGUGUGUUUGAAUGACAGAGAGUAUAAGUUUAACACAAUUCCCAUGUACUUUUACUGUUCUUUUUUUAACUCCCAAAGGACAAGUUUGACAUUUAUAGGAAAUGUGCUCAUUUUCUUUCUAGCAGAGUUGGGUGAGAAGAUACCGCUCACAUGUUGGUAGGGUUAAUAUGAAGCUAUCGCCAGCAGCUGGCUAAUUUAGCUUAGCAUGAACACUGGAAACUGCAUAAAUGCUGGACAUAAAAGUGUUAACUAGUUAGCUGCUUGCUGACACUGUCCAAAGGUAUUAAAAUCUGCCUACCAGCAACUUGAAUCUCGUAUGAAAAUGAAAACAUCAAGACAGAGUUUUAUGAGGGAGUUCAAGGGCCUCAUUACAUGACAAUUUCUCUGUGAGACCAGUAGCUAAUUUCCUGUAGUCUGAAGGUUGCCUAGCAACUAGUCUUGGCCACCAGGAAGUUCAUAAUGGCCUAAGUUUUAUUAAUUUUAAAAGCAUGACCUGCCCUACUCUGAUUGGCUUACCCUAAUAUUCUUACCUGAACCAAUCUCAUUAAUCAUGCCUAAACAUAACCAACUCACCCAACACAGGCAAUAAGCACUAACCAAUCAGCGGCAAAGCAGGCAGGUCAAGACUUUUGUGUGAGAACAACCCGAAAAACAUCAAAUUUUACAGUAUUUACACAAGUGGUAUAAUCUUUUCAUCCAGCUCUCAGGAAGAAAGCGAAUAGGCAUAACGUUACUUCCCAAAAUCUCAGACUAUUCCUUAAAGUUUUCUUGUGCACCUGAUGGAAAUGUAUUCAGUCUUCCUAACCUGUGGAAAAUUUAAGCAACAACAGAAACUGAGGAAAAUGGCCGUGGGCAAAGCCUGUAGCUGAAGGGCAGUCAGUAAGUUUAGAAGUUGUUUCUGGAUUUUAAGUUACCACAGCUCCUUUCCUGCAAUAACUCUCUAAACCACUUUGAAGCAGAUAUGCAGAAACUGGCUCACUUCCCUCUUACAGUCCCUGCUCUCCUCUUCAGCCAGUUGUAAAAACCUUGCUGUAAUCGGUGUCUCCUCACCUGAGUACAUAAAUAAACAGCCCUAGCUGUGCCUCUGACACUCACCAGCUUCCUGUGACUUCAGCGUUGUAACGUCUGGUAUUGUAUCAGGGUCAGGGCCCAUUUUGUGUUGUAUUUGCAUGGCACAUAGUUCAAACGUGGGUCAGGAAUGAAGUACUUCCACCCACAUCCUAAAGUGAUGUUGACAAGUCCGUUUUGUAUGUAUUCUUGUGCUUCUCAGACAUGGUAUCUGUGCACGUGCCCUGCAUGUUAUGUUCCUGCCAGACCCACAUCAGUAUAUCUUUGUGCCAUGACCUGUUUCAUCACUUCCUGUCUGUAGUGUUACCAGCUGCCUUAUUGCCGUUUACUGUUUACAGAACCUCACUUACUGUAACUGCUGCUAGUAGCACAACAAAUUGAACUUUGCUGAUCGCUCCUUUCCUAUUGCCAAUACCUCCUUUUCUUCACUCCAGCUGUGUGCCCUUAAACUAUGAUCUCUAGCUCCUAACAAUAGUAAUAAUACUCUCCUCACUCCAUCAAACACACUCCUAAAAGAGGCUGACAGGGUUAAGAGAAAAGUCCAUAUGCAAUUAUUUCUAACCUUGUCAGCCUGCUAAAUCCUGAAUAUGCAUAAGUGUGGAAGUGGAACAUAAUUGUAGUGACAUUGGUUAAUGCAGGCCUGUCCUGUGACCCAGCUGUUAACUGUACAUCCCUGUUGAAGUGCUAAUAAAGAACUGGUGAGGGGGAAAAAAAUCACCACUUAUC
Chelmon rostratus (copperband butterflyfish) is the source of this 3103-nucleotide messenger RNA. Its product is annotated as glycogenin-1-like. The coding region runs from base 1 to 1149 and encodes 382 amino acids. Gene Ontology annotation, molecular function: glycosyltransferase activity. The transcript has 7 exons. NCBI's taxonomy places the organism in Eukaryota, Metazoa, Chordata, Actinopteri, Chaetodontiformes, Chaetodontidae. The record is from RefSeq and is a predicted model, not a curated record. Gene Ontology annotation, cellular component: cytoplasm.